Messenger RNA from Nasonia vitripennis (jewel wasp), 2677 nucleotides. RefSeq names its product speckle targeted PIP5K1A-regulated poly(A) polymerase. The record is from RefSeq and is a predicted model, not a curated record. Lineage: Eukaryota; Metazoa; Arthropoda; Insecta; Hymenoptera; Pteromalidae. Gene Ontology annotation, molecular function: poly(A) RNA polymerase activity. The transcript has 6 exons. Gene Ontology annotation, biological process: mitochondrial mRNA polyadenylation; mRNA 3'-end processing. The coding region runs from base 556 to 2607 and encodes 683 amino acids.
UUUAGUUUCAGUGACCCAUAGUACAUUACGAUACAAGUGUCGUAUGAGGCACAUUCGGGCACGGCGAGGGUGCUUACGCCUUGCUGGAAAGUGAAUAUACGACUCGAGUAUUGUACAAUAUUUUAUAGCACCGCUUGAUUAAAUCCGCCAAGUCACGCAAAUCCGUGGCGUAAGAAGCCCUUUCUGGCAGCGUGAGGUUAGCGCACCGGUGUAGCUCUAGGUUAUACAUAAUACGGAAAUCAUCCUAUAGUUGAGGCUUGGAAUGUGUCGCAAAUGUAAACAGUCGAGAAUCACAGCCAAGCUCAUGAAUGGACGCUGCAAGUGCGUGUAAGAUAUACUUACUCUUGAUUGUUGCAGUGAAGGAUAAAGAGAGUUGCAGUGCAUGUAUGCUUUACGGUGCGUGUUACGCUUUAAGUGUCGGCGAGAGUUAUUCGUCUAUUCCAUGGAUCUUUAUUGUGUGACAAUAGUACAAUAUCGUUUUUUUUAAUUUUUUGGCGAAUUGUUUGGGAAAAGGAAAUUGUUAAUUGCGAAGUUAAGAAUUGUAAGAAGAGAAAAAUGGAAGAUGAUGAUAUGAAAUGUGAAAUUUGUAAUAAGAUUUUUCAAAACAAGCAUGAUUUGGUGACUCAUAUAAACAGCUUUGCUCAUCAACAAAAAGAGAGGAGUCAGAGGGCUGUUUUUAUUAAUCGUGUUUCUAGUGACAUAUAUAUCAACGAAAUUAUAAAAUGUAUUUCACAAUUUGGACAGAUCAAGAAAUACAAUGUAAUAGCGAAUGAUGGUUUCAAUGAUGUAACCAUUGAAUUCCAAGACAAAAAAACUAGAGAAAUCGUAUUGUCUAAAACAAUCAAAGUAGGCAACAAAGAGUUGUGUAUUUAUUCAUUUCAGCGUUACAACAAAAAACAUGAUGAAACUCCUAGCUUAUGUUAUGAUAAAAUAAAGACAGUUUUUAAUAGUCAAUCAAGUUUUAAUGAUCAACUACAAGCGUUUAUUAAAGCUGUAGCUAUAACCAAUGAUGAUGUCAAACAACGCUAUGAACCAGUAUGUCAAACAUUAGACAUACUUUUCCAAACAACUUUAUCCAAAUUGAAGAGUCAUAUGUUUGGUUCAACGGUCAUUGGCUUAGGAUUUAAAAAUUCAGAUUUGGAUAUUUUUUUGAAUAUAGGUAUACCAGUUGUUGAAGAAAAUACCUGUGUCAGAGGUCCUCAUGUUAUUACAGUGGAUAGGCUUUUUGUAAUAAUCGAAAAAGUUCUGCGCAGCAACAUACAUCUUUUUACAAAUUUCUGUUUUAUUCGCAGAGCAAAAAUUCCAAUAAUCAAGUGUUUUUAUUUGCCAACAAAGGUGCGCUGUGAUAUUUCCUUUAAAAAUAGUCUAGCGCUGUAUAACAGCAAACUUGUACAUUAUUAUCUAUCAAGUGAUGUUCGCUUCACGCCAAUUAUGAUGUUAAUCAAGUACUGGCUUCAUGUCUAUCAUAUGAGCAAUGAUAUUGGCAUUACCAAAUAUGCAAUUACAAUCUUAUUCAUAUUUUACCUUCAACAAAUCAAGCUUGUUCCUCCUGUAAUCAAAUUACAAGAAGAAUGUUCAGUGCCAAUAUUUGUUAAGGGUUGGCAAGUAAACUUUAACAAAGACUUUCAACAAUCAGCAAGGCUUCGUGCUGAAAACAAAUAUACAAACAAGAGUAUACCCGAAAUACUUGGAGAAUUUUUUGAAUUCUAUGCAAAUUAUGACUUUGAAACUCAAGUUCUUUGCCCUAUUGAUGGUCAAUCAUACAGCAGAGAACAGUUGAAAGAAGGAAAUUGUUUGUCACCAAGCCAGAUGAGAUACAUAAACUAUCUAGAAGUGGACAAAAAUCCUCAAGUGUUACAAACUUGGAAACCAAUAUGCUUACAAGAUCCUAUUGAAUUAAAUAAUAAUAUAAUGAAAAAUGUCUGCAGUGCAAAUCUAAAAAAAUUUCAAAAUUAUUUUUCAAUUGCUGCAAAAAUAGUUCAUGACUCAUCAGAGAACGGUUAUAUAGAUUUAUUAAAAAAUUUAUUCAAUGAACAGAAUUACAUAGUAAAGUACAAUAAGAUCAAACAAGAAAGUAUUACAUUACAGAUUCAGUUUGCCGAACUUUUUGCAUCCAGAAAAAAUGGGAAUUUAAUAAAAGAUAAAUCUAAUAAUAACACAACUUGGUUCGACAUAACUUCAAAUGUAGUCAAACAGAUUUUGGAAAAAGUACUAAAUCUUAAAGUCAAUGAAACUAAAACAAAUCCAGAAGUUGAAAAUGUAACAGUGUUACAUUGCAAAGGGAAUCAAUGUUUAUGGUUUAAUCGAAAAAAUUAUAAAGUAAAUCGUCACAUUCCGAAUGCACUUGAGAAAGAGAUACUUAUAACCAAGAUGUUAAUCGAUGAUAUGGAGAAGAAAAAAGACUUGUCUCUUGUAUCAGAUAUAAUUAUGGACGUGAAAUGUCACAUUACGAGAAAAGCAACGCCGAACGAUUGUGUAGUCAUAACAGUCUUCGACAACGGAUGUUCAGGCAAAAUAUUCAAUAAAUUUGUAAACUACUUUUUAGUCAAAACUCAAUCGAUUUUAAAGCAAGUUUUCGAGUACAUACAUAAAAAUCCAAACCCUUAAAUAUUUAUAUUUGUUCAAAGUUAACACAAGAGCCUUCAGUAGCAAUAAAUAGUAUACUUGAUUAAAAUCA